AUGAUUUUUAAGCGGAUCGAUACUAUUGUCGCGACAUCUUCCUCUGCCAACCCAUCAAAGAAGACAAAGAUCUGGUGCGACAAAUGGAUCCACGACGGGAUCUGCGCAUUCACCCAGCAGGGGUGCAAGUUCAAGCACGAGAUGCCGCUCGACAAGGCAACCCAGUUCUCCGUCGGCUUGUUUCACGGCCUGCCAAACUGGUACAAGAAACAGCAGAGCGAGAUGGCCACGGCUCGGCAGAUCCAAGACCUAGGCGAUGACAACCAGGACGUGUUCGACCGCCCUAUCGUCAUGCCGGGCGACGCGCAUCGCCGCAUCGGCCGCCACAUGCCGACAGAUUCCGGCUUCGGCAUGGUCAGCCCGGAGGCUGGAUCUCGCCCGGGCCCGUCCGGAUGGCGCCGCUUCAGCACUCAACCUAGCCAGGCAGGCACAACGAACGUGUCUCGCCCGCGGACCUUGGAGAGCCCGUUUCCCCUGUCCCCGGGUCCGGCUCUCAGCACGCCUACCCACGGCGGCAUCAUGACUCGAUACCCGCAGCUCCCGACACCUACCGCCUCCUCGCCACCCCGACAGGACUUCGGUCCUAUCGGCACGCCUCGCCGGGGGCGCCCAAUCUCCGGGCUCUCCACAGAGGGCUUUCCCGCUACGUUGAACUACGAUGAGCCCCAGAGUCCUGCCGGCAAAGACGAGGAUGUCGAUGCCAAGUUCUACCCUACAUCAGAGCAUACUGCGGUCAAGGGUUAUGACAAGGCUGGAGCCCAGUAG
Molecule: messenger RNA, 765 nt
Organism: Thyridium curvatum
Lineage: Eukaryota; Fungi; Ascomycota; Sordariomycetes; Thyridiales; Thyridiaceae
Exons: 3
Coding region: 1-765 (254 amino acids)
Source: RefSeq, a predicted model, not a curated record